UUUCUGGUUUCUUUCCUUUGGAACAUCUGUAUAGUAGUUUCAGUUUUAAUAUAUAGGCCUAAUACUUAUAUUUAUGUAGUUAGAAUGUCUGAUUUGUGUGAAUUUGUUCUCAAACCAAAGCCAUAUUUAUGCAUUUACAAAUAUUUUUUGUUUUCUGCAAUUUAAAUGAUUACAAGGAAAUUAUUAUAAGCCUGUCCGAAUGUAAUGGUUCAGCCCGAUUAUCAAGGGCUUUAUGCAAAUUUAAUGAAUGCCAGAAUCUUUUAUGUUGGCCUGAUCAGACAUACAGUCCAGACUUUAAAAGAGCAGGACUUGCGCCGUGGCAGGAAAAGGCUGCAUUUGUGUCGAACAUUUGGCAAAUGUUUUUGGAGGAAGAGCGUGUUUUUAUAAAGAGAGAGACUGACUCUGCCCUUCCCUCUUAAAAAAAGCAUGAAAACAGUCCACUGACUCUUUAUUAGCCAAAGCCUUGAGAGCAACAGCGCCUUUUUGAAUCGAUCCGAAACCCGUUAAGACAGACUUGGAAAAGUAAUAAGCUUGAUCAUUUUAAGGCUUCACAACUGCCAGGGGUGUUUCAUGAACAAAUGUAUUACUAUCUUACUAUUUUAGUAGGGGUGGCGUAUUGCGCACUUGUAAAGAAAACCGAGACUUUGUGCCAACAUCUUCAUGUCAAGGUGAAAGUUUGUUUUAGCAGCAAGUGAGUUUUUAAACUCAAGCUCAUGUUGUGUUUUCGUAACUCUGGUAAGAUUUGAUCCUCCAUUACCAGCCUUCAAAGAUCCCGAACAGAAGAAAGUGCCUUCUCUGAUGUUCCUACUUGAAGCUGCUCACCACACCCAUCCCACACUGUAAACAACACUGGCUUGGCCUCCAAAAAGAUCUCAAUUCCUCAGACUUGCCAAAGCACAAGGAACUGACACACUCUUUCUAUUCACGGACAUUAUUCGAUAUUGUUCCACGGAGAGCCAUAGCCUUCAGAUAUUGCUGUCCACAACCAUCGGCUCAAGACCAUUUGGAGACCUGGAGCAUGUUCUUAUUGUCGUGCCAGAGCUGUGCACCUGGGAAUAAAUGACUGAUGAACAACUUGGCAGAGAUUGACAGCUUCACUAAUAGCGGCCAUCUCCCGUGCGACAGCCACCGGGGAUCUGUAUGUGACAUCUCUUUUUAAAGGGCCUUUCCAACAAACCACAAAACUAGACCCAAAACAACACAGAAAUACGUUUGCAGUCUUUUGAACUCAAAUCAACAGUCCUGCUACUGACACCGUAGAGGUUCUCCAACAGCUAUGGCUUUAAACAUUGCGUCGAUGCGGGACACAAAAUGGCUGACGCUCGAGGUGUGCCGGCAGUUUCAGAGAGGGACGUGCUCGCGCAGCGAUGAGGAAUGCAAAUUCGCCCAUCCGCCCAAGAGCUGCCAGGUGGAGAACGGACGGGUGAUCGCCUGCUUCGACUCGCUGAAGGGUCGGUGUACGAGAGAGAACUGUAAGUACCUUCACCCACCAGCGCAUCUGAAGACGCAGCUGGAAAUCAAUGGACGCAACAAUCUCAUCCAGCAGAAGACUGCAGCAGCGAUGCUGGCGCAGCAGAUGCAGUUCAUGAUCCCUGGCACCACCAUGCAACCAGUGUUUCUUAUGUCGUCUUCUUCACAGCCUACAUUUCCUGUCAGCCAAGGUCUGGGCUCAAACCCUGGACUAAGUUACGCUCCGUAUCUGACUCCCAUGAGCCAUGGCAUGGGUUUGGUCCCCACAGAGAUGCUUCCCAGCACCCCUGUAAUCGUCCCCGGCAGCCCGCCAGUCAGUGUGCAGAGCUCGUCCUCCACACAGAAACUACUGCGCACAGACAAGCUUGAGGUGUGUCGUGAGUUUCAGAGGGGCAACUGUGCACGUGGGGAGACGGACUGCCGCUUCGCCCAUCCCAGCGACAGCCCCAUGAUUGACACGAGCGACAACACGGUCACCGUGUGCAUGGACUACAUCAAGAGCCGCUGCUCACGCGAGAAGUGCAAGUAUUUCCACCCUCCGGCGCACCUGCAGGCCAAGAUCAAAGCAGCCCAGCACCAGGCCAACCAGACUGCUGUCGCAGCGCAGGCCGCCGCUGCAGCCAUGACUCAGUCGACUGCCAAAGCAAUGAAGCGACCCCUCGAGGCAUCUGUAGAUCUGGCGUUUCCCCAUGGAGUCCUGCAGCCCCUACCAAAGAGACCAGCACUAGAAAAGAGUAACGGGGCCAGUACGCUCUUCAACCCCAGUGUCUUGCACUACCAACAGGCUUUGGCCAACGCACAGCUUCAGCAGCACACCGCUGCGUUCUUUCCCACAGGGUCAGUUCUGUGCAUGGCUCCUGCUAGCAGCAUUGAUCAUCUUGAAGUAAACCACAGAAGAGGAACGGGGUGUCAAGAAGCUGCUUUAAUAAACCCACAGCAAUCCCCGUGUAAAUACGACCUGGCCUCCCCUUUAGAACUACAGCAACCUGCAUGCUAAAGCGUGAACACAAAUCACACAUCAUAUAUCUGUUAUGCUUGGAAAUGUGACUCAACCGGUUUCUAACACACACACACACACAUACAGUAUAUAUAUAAUGUACAGCACGUUUCAUAGAGGCAUAAGUGAGAUUCAUCCCAAUGAUCGGUCACCCGUCAGAUAAUGUGUAUUUUUCUCAUAUGAUUGUUUUAAAUACAAAUGCACAAUGAGUGGGCGACGAGCUAGAAAACACACACUCAAACAGUUGCACUGUCGGAAAUCGUGCUUAAUAAGUGCUUGAUCUCCUGCAGAGUAUGUCUUAAACAUCCCCAUGCACCCUCUAGAAAGGGGAAAGAGGGGUUUUAUUUCUUAUUUUAAUACACAAAAACACUGAAUGUCACUCGGCGGACACAAAGAAGAUUGUCUACUGGUCAGAAUGCGCUCCUCUUGUUGGACUGGAGCUAUCUUCGGAAAUGAUUAGAGAAGAUAUUAUUCCCAACCCUUCAUCCCCAGCGGCCAAAGAAAGGUUUACGACGACACAAAGCGCGUAACGGUUGAAAACCAGCGUCGGAAGUGCGAAUGUGGCAAACCCGGUGCCAUGCAAUCACUUUUCUGUCUGCGUCUCUGCUAAAGGACUGUGUUUUACUCCUUUCUUUUUUUGUUUUUAAAUGGACACUGAAUGAUUUUGAUGUGCCUGUGGAAACACCGGUCAUCAGGGAGUCGACUCUGGCUUCUAUCCCGUGCCAAGGGCUUACAUUAAACUGGAGAGCUGCUGUAAACACACUCGUACAUGAGAUGGACUUCUCCAGAUUGUCUGGGGCCUGUUUGUAGUCCCACUCACACAGAAAUGACGAUGACGAGGGGGAAAUGUUGCAGUAGACGAUCUUUGACACGUUGUGAACGGAGGGUGCUGUGCUCUCGCCGAUAAUCCUGUUUUAUUUGAUAAACAGUAGAAGUGCCUAAAAAAAAAUAUUUUACACAGCAAGCAUCUUAAGAAGAUGAUUUUAUGUGGGGUUGGGGGUUAUAAAACCAUUCAAAGCAAAGCUCCCGAAAGAUUUCGGACAGAAAGAGACAAAAAAAAAAAAAAAAAAAACAUGUAGUUGAAUGCA
This is a messenger RNA of Carassius auratus (goldfish), 3555 nucleotides long. RefSeq names its product muscleblind-like protein 2a. The record is from RefSeq and is a predicted model, not a curated record. Gene Ontology annotation, cellular component: nucleoplasm; cytoplasm. Gene Ontology annotation, biological process: regulation of RNA splicing. The coding region runs from base 1277 to 2467 and encodes 396 amino acids. The transcript is spliced from 9 exons. NCBI's taxonomy places the organism in Eukaryota, Metazoa, Chordata, Actinopteri, Cypriniformes, Cyprinidae. Gene Ontology annotation, molecular function: metal ion binding; RNA binding.